AACAAAUUGCAUGCGAAUCAGUCAUCUGUGGAAAAAGUACAAGAAAAAAGCAAAAACGCAGAGAUUUAUGAAAAUAAAAUUUUCCAUUUUAGUGAUAUUUUAGUAAAUUUAAAGAAUAAUUGUUGCAUUUCGAUCUAAUUGAACUGAGAUAGUAAUGUGAUGUAAUCGUUAGUAUACAAAGUGGUGGUAAAUCGCCAAACAGAGGAGGUGACACUUUUCCUCACCGACAGUAACGGGGAAAUGAUUACAAAGCACAGGAAGGGUAGUUCCCUACACUGCAGUUGUUGCUGGCACUAAAGUGGAAAAAUAAAACAAAACAUCAAGUAAGCUUAAUACUCUGGAAAUGAUUUGAUUGUCCAGCCAGAAGCUGGCACCCGACUACACCAGGCAUACAAUGGGGUGUAUCAACUCAAAGAAAGAUAUCAAUGAUGUACACCCGAAUAUUUUUUAUGUGAUUAACAUCGACGAUGACGGUACACCAUUGUGGAGUGGACAACUGGAGGUGUCGCGAACAGAGCUAACCUUGUAUAGGAAAGGAAAAGAUCCGACGACAUGGCCAUUAAAAUGUUUGAGAAGAUACGGCUACAAUGUGGAUCAAUUCAGUUUUGAAGCCGGCCGGAGAUGUACGACUGGAGAAGGUAUUUAUGCCUUCAAGUGCAGAAGAGCGGAAACUUUGUUCUACACAGUGCAGUCGUACAUACAAGGCCGAAUCUAUAGCGAUGAGAAUACGAAUCCAAACGAUCCGUAUCCGAUACCAGUUGCGUCGACCGGACCAUCGAUUGCGGCGAGAAGUGUUUCGCAGAAUAAUACUGCCACUCGGAGUGGUCAACAAAAUGGAACUGGAACUGGCAGUUACAUUGUGAAUCGUGCUGGUAUUGCGACCAGCCAAUCUUUGAGUCCGAAUGGUACAAUCCAUUCGAAUUCGAACCAAAGCCGAAGCACUGACACACUUCCAAUUGAAACAAAUUAUCUUGAACCCACACCUAACAGACCCGGUGGACAGCCACAAACAGUCACAACUCGAUUUCAGCAGGGUCUGAGGCUAAGUUCUGUUAGUAGUGGACCCGUUAGUCCGGACGUGACAUCACCCGGUUCUCCCAAUAGCGUUACUAACAUUUUGGAGGUAACAACACUCAAUCCUUUGCCAGCUAAUAAUGCAGUCAGUGGUGCUCAUCAUGGUGUGAGCAAUCUUUAUCAAGAAUUCCCCGUGAAAGAUGGAGCUGUCGGAUACGCAACGAAUGCUACUGCACAUCGGAUGUCCUUGGACAUACCACCACAGGAAACUGCACCAGCCGCUGAAGCUGAGGCAACAUCCUCAACCAAAACUUCCGACUUUAGCUCGGUACCACUAGAACUCCAACAAGCCACACCAGAGGCGGAUCCCUCGCGAAUGUACAUGAAUGUGAACAUUGCGUGUCUAUCUGAAAAUAUAUCGAAGGCAAAGACAAAAGCAGCCAGUAAAAGUAAUUCUAGUCUCAUCUCUAUCAACAAUAACAGCAACUCAUUCGACGAGAAUCAGUAUCAGAAUGUGAAAACACCAACUUCGGUCGGACCGAAUAUGUUUGCUCAUUUACGCAUGAAUUCAGCAUAUCAGAUAGAUCCGACGCGUUUCUACGAAAAUCUGGAACCCGGCGAACUGAAAUCUGUCCUCCUGCGUGGCCGCUACUCGAAGCCAGACAUAUUCGCAAACGUUGAUCUUCCGCUGGAUAACUCCGAACCGUGCACACCGACCGCGGUCAAUCGGAAGGUUCAUUACAUCGUGCUGGAUCUUGACCAGGCAAACUCAUCGCACAACACGAACGCACCGGUUCUGGUUACCUCUCCGACGGGAACCGCACCCACCGGCGGCAGCAACAACAAUAACCCGACGGUAGUCAAUCUGAACAAUCCGAACGAAGCAUCACCUUCCAACAUGCAGGUGCCGGUCACCGGAGGAUUACUACCGCCGGAAAGUCCGAAGAAGGCCUCGCUCGGCUACGCAACCAUAGAUUUCAACAAAACGUUUGCCUUGAGCAACUCAACCACACCGUCGUCCGAGCUGGACAGCGAAGGUUCGCGCAAAACCCGCCACAAUUCCACCGUAACGCCACUGACGCGACAGAGCAACUCGGUCAGCGAUUAGAACCGUUUGCGGGAACUGUAUCGCUUGCGAUCAUUGUUCGGUAAGGUAUCGGUGUUAAUUUAGGUUCGGUUCUUGUAUUUUUUAUUUUGAAAGCGAUUCAUCGAACGGCAGUUUUUGGACAGCCUAACCUGGUACACAUUUUGAUUCAUAACGCUAGUAACGAAUGACGUACCUGUUCUCAACGAUGACAUGUUUGUAGAAAUGAAUGGAUGAUUCGUAUCACGAUUGAAAUGAUUGCAAAUAUUGUGUUGGUUAAGUCAAAUAUGAAAAAAACUUUAUUAUCAUAAUUUAAAAAACAGGAAGUGGGUUAUAUCGGUGGUAUAACCGCAAGUUUGGCGUAGGACUGUCGUUCGCUUAAAUAUGCAUCUUGUUGGUUAAUGAAUCGAGGUGACCGUACUUAAGGCACUGCAUUGGUAUUGGAAAGUAGUUUCUAGUCUUUAUUCUCAUAAAUUCACAUUUUAGGUGUUCAGGACGGAUUGAUUUGUUAACCGUGAUGAUGGAGUAUUGCUAUCUGUUAGUAGCGACGUCAUUACUGCGUACAAAUGGUUGUUACUUCAAAAUGUUUUUCUCAAUAAUUCUCAAUUGUUUUCGAACAAACAUACCAUGGUUAUAUGUUUCGAGUAUGUUUGGCGUAAUAAAGAAUGUGAAUCAGUCAAAAAGUGGAUUUUGGUCAUGAUGGCGCUUACGUCAACCAUUCAUAUUUGGGCAGUACAGGUGGCGUGAUGUUGUAGCAUUUUCCUAACUGUGUGGCAAUCACAACGUCAGCCUAAUCCUCUUAAAUGGCACUAACGUUCGUAGAGGACUUCUCCGUCUCAUCGUAGUAUUACUUGCGUCAUUUUACUAGUAGGGUAGGGUGGCGCUAGUUGGUCAUUUUCGGAUAAAUUUGAUUAUAACUUUGUAGUACGAAUUUUUGGGUUAGAAUGUUUAUACCACAAUGAAGCUUACCUUUUACCCUUUCAAUAAAAAAUAAGCAGAUUAUCUUUUAUUUGACACUUCUCUUUUAUUUAACGUCUUUAUAUUUCAGAUUAAAUUGACCAACUAACCCCACACACGGGGUAAUUUGGCUAAUAAUAGGCAUGUUCUUUUUGAUCAAGUAACAAGCGUUUUUCCAUUAGAAGUUUCCUUUAUUAUUCAUUAAAUAAUUAAAUCAAAACAAAAACAGUGAACAAACAUCAUGUUGUCAAGUAAAAAAAACAAAUUAAUGAAAAUUUCAAAUUCUCAUCGUUGUUGGAAAUUAAUCAGGCAAUCUUUUCUAGCGAUUUCGUCUUUCUUCCACUUUGCGGCGCACCAGAGAUGCCAAGUUUGAAGACAUUCGAUUUUGUGAAGACAUUUUGAAGAUAUUAUGGAAUAUGUGAAGACAUUUCACUGUGAUAGCGUACUUUGAUUUUGAGGAGAUAUUAUUUCCAUGAAAUUCUAACUAUUGGACGAAAAUAUCGUCAAAAAAGUAGGGCUUUAGUCUCAGUGAACGAAGCGGUCUGAAUACAUAUUGUCUCUAGAAGACAUUGCACUCGAAAUUGGAAUAAUUAUGACAUUGCAUUUCUAUUAUUUCGGGCCUUUUUUUAUCCCAUUUAUUUAUUUUUCAGGCUCACAUUUUAUCUGUAACAGAGCCGGGUUUUUAUCGUGUACAUGUAUACAUGUUUAUGUUUCUAUAAAUUGUAAAUUACACAGUAGUAGUAGUAGCCAUUUAAGCGUAAGGGUAUUCUAUCUGUUCUUCCAUUGUUCAGUAGACCGGACAGCGGAUCCAGUUGAUAUUGAUCAUUGUUGGGUUAUUUAUAGAACAGCAGCCCGAUGUUUCUUGCAGAGCAGAGCGGUUGUAUGGAUGAAUCGAUCUUUGUUCCACCGUGGAUCGAUCUACAUAGCUGAUGAUGGUUGCAUGGACGUAGUUAUUCUAUAACAACACAAAGAUGGUCAAUUGAGGGCCCUGAGUUUGAACUCACGAUUGAUCGCUUAGUAAGCGAUCGCAUAACCAAGUGGCUACGAAGAACCCCUAUUUCGGGCCUAUACUAUACAAUAGAUUAACCUAGAUCUUUCAAACGACCACUUCACAAAUCGAAGGUUUUUCGGUUACAUACCUUUUCAACGGUUCGUUUUAUGGAUAUGGUAUGAGUUACAACCAAAAUUUCAAAGCUAAAAUAAACAAAUUGAGUUAUCAUAGUUCCGUUUUUGUCUGAAGAAAUUUCGUCCGAUAUUAUGGUGAAACAUUUGAGGACAUUUUCUAGUACCAUGUGAAUACAUUUGAAAAAAUCACCAGACAUCCUGCGGCGCACAGCCGUUUUUUUUGCUUGCAUUUGUUUGUCCCCAAAGUAUAUUGAAGUAACCUACAGGUAUGCUACAUUACUCAAUGCAUUAUUGUGAGUUCUAAUAUUCAUUGUUAACGUUUAUUAUAUUUAAUGAAAUUUAAAAGCAAAAAAUACAAAUAUGACAUUAUAUGGCAAGUGGUUUGUGCGGAUGUUGGUAUCAGGUUGUUGAGAUUACUUAGUUGAGAUUGUUAUACCAAAUAACACGUCUUAAAUGCAUUCUGAAUGGUAAGCUCUAGAAAACGCGUGACCACAGUGCAAAUCGGAGGAAAUUUCUUUGACGAAAAAUGCCAUCGGCCAGAACGGGAAUCGAACUCGAACCCCCGGCAUUUUAGGUGUGACGCUAACCUCUAGGCCAUGGGAGCACACCGUUCGCCUAAUACGUUGUUUUAUAUACUAGGUGACAUUGUUUCUUGUAGUGCUAAUGGGAAAAUGUUCAUUCUCCAAUAGUUGUAAUGCAGGCAAUCUGCCUGCCUCCUUCCUUGUUUGUAUUAAAGAGGCUUUAAACACUGCAAUUAAUUUGCCUCUCCAAUCUGCCACACUGUAUGAUUAGUGUAUCUUGUGUAGAUCUGUUGUGAUAAUUCAUUACAGAAUAGCUUGUUAUUUCUUAUAUAGCCAUCUGGUCACUUUGUGAAAUCAGAGUUAGAAAUAUUCCCACUUAUUUUAUUUUUUUCUCAAUGGAGAAGAGAUCUCAGGGGAUCUUUUCUCUUUUUUUGUUAUGUUAUUUGCUAGAAUUGAUGUUCGUCCGUUUUGUUGCCAUCUCUAUACCUAAUUGAUGGCAUGAGUUGUGAAACUUCAUCCCGAACUAUUAGAUGAUAUCUUUUUUUCUGAACUUCCGUAAUGGUGGACUCUAGUUCUCCGAUCUAUUUUUUUCAGUUUUCAAUCUGGGCCUAAUGAUUAUUGUUUUCGUUAACGACUUGGUUAUUUACGUUAUUGUUCACAGCAAAUCUUUGCUGGACCUUAGUUACGUCGGUGUAACUUUUUAUUUUACCUUGGUGUGACCGUACUCGAAGCCUUUCAAAGCACUGUAUUGGCUUUUAAAGGUCCACAUCCAGCCUCUUCCCUGGAACUCCCAUAUUUACCUUCAGAAGGUAAAUAUAGGAGUUCCAGGGAAGAGACUGAAGAGCCAGUAAGUGACUGUUAUUUGCGCAGUUACCCUGGCUUCACCAGCCUCCGUUACGGGGUCAUCCUUAUGAGUUUCAUGCGACAGGGCAUGCUUACUGAAAAUAUCCACGUUUGGAUAAAUUCUGCUGCACUUUUUGUUGCAAUAGUGAAAUUUACUUCCAUAAAUUAUGUUCCUUCGGAAUAACGUCCUAGCGAACCAACUGGAUAGUAGAAGGCACGCCCAAAAAAUCAAAAAUUACUUCCAAUCUCAAACAAUAUUUGCAGUUAUUCACAUGAUACGAACCCAAUACAAUGUUAGAAUGUUAUAUUGUAUAUUGACUCCAAGAGAUUUGUUUUAGUAAUUUGAAUAAGACCAAACCUAGCGAACGCAGCGCAGAGCGUGGUUGAGUUUAACUUGUAGUUCUGAUCGAAAUUGGCGUUAGGAAUUUCUACUCCAAACGAAAUCACCGAAGCAAAAAUCAACGAAAAUAUAUAAUUUCUCGUCUGUACAAUAAAUAUGUUAUUUUAGAAAACUUGCACAGAGUAGAAAAAUGUUUGGAUUUGUAUAGGUUUAACUAAAGUUGACACGAUAUUUAUAUUUGAAACAAGAUAUGUGAUUGUAAAUACAAACGAUUAAAUACAAUUUUUUAACACCACUUUACGUACCACAGCAGCCUUGCCUCUAUUUUAGUGACUGUUUUGUGUUAAACACGUUUUAACUAUAAUUAAUUCUAGCACAAAAAGUGAGAUAAUUUCGGAAUACGAACUCUAUUCAACCUGGUUUGAUUACCGUAGGCUUAGCACGAGUAUGAUAAAGAGGCAGAAGAGGAUCCCAAGAAGAAAAAAAAAUGUUGAAGGAGCGACCAAAUCAGAUUGAUUGCGAAGUUUACCGGAAAAAAGAAAAUACCAAAUAAAAGGAAUGAUAUUAUGCACAGUUAUAUCAAACAUAGGUAUUUAAUAGUGAAAUUUAUCGAGUUGCUUUUUGUUUGUACAUUUGCAACGCUGAAUAAGUUUGAUUUGAUUAGCCAACUAGCACAAUUCGAUGCAAAGGCACAUUUUAUAGUUUAUGCAGAUUUACGUGAAUAAUAGAAUAUGGUUAAUAACCAACAUAGAUAUAACCAUAAGAAAACAUAACUAUGCAACGUAGCGUAUGUUGAUCAACGUGUAUGAGUAAAUGCUUCAAUACAAAGUUUCGUUAUAGAAGACCGAAAUGUAAUAUAAUUGCCAAAAUAGGGAUAAGCAUGAACAAUGCGAAGUACAGGAAUGUAUAAGAUUAUAUGAGUAAGUUUGUGAGACUAAAUAAAUACCAUUAGUUUAUUACAAAACAA
Toxorhynchites rutilus septentrionalis is the source of this 6851-nucleotide messenger RNA. RefSeq names its product fibroblast growth factor receptor substrate 2. The transcript has a single exon. The record is from RefSeq and is a predicted model, not a curated record. The coding region runs from base 395 to 2122 and encodes 575 amino acids. Gene Ontology annotation, biological process: cell surface receptor protein tyrosine kinase signaling pathway. NCBI's taxonomy places the organism in Eukaryota, Metazoa, Arthropoda, Insecta, Diptera, Culicidae. Gene Ontology annotation, cellular component: cytoplasm.